Molecule: messenger RNA, 732 nt
Organism: Peronospora belbahrii
Lineage: Eukaryota; Oomycota; Peronosporomycetes; Peronosporales; Peronosporaceae
Source: the annotation of a GenBank genome assembly
AUGGAGAAGACUGACAAUGUCAAUAGCACGACAAAACAAGAGUUUGCUAAACUCGAAGUUUUGCUUAUCGAGACAGCGAGCCACGUCACUAUUUGUCUCAAGAAAUUGAAAGACAAUCUUGGCAAGUACGAUAGACGUCAUGGACUUUACUUUCAUGGUACAUCCAAACACUUUAUGCGAAACGAUAUCCAAGUUGCGAAAGAAUUAGCAACGGACUUGCGGUAUGCAGCAAAACGGAUCUGCAGAAACAAGCAACCAACCAGGUCCGAGAUUAAUGCUGCUCGCAUGAGCAUGAAUGCAACCGCAGACGCCAUGAACGAUCUCAUACAAUCAGGUCGAAUCUAUGACCAAAACUCAAACAACGGCGUAUCGGGAGGUGUGACUAGCAUCAUUAACAAUAUCCUCGGUACCAAUGUUAACAAUCAAAAGGAGAAUGAAGAAGCGUUUCCUCAAAAUGGCGAUGAUAAAUUCACGACCAAGCGACGUUUCUUCGGGCACAAGCACACUGGUGGUGGGAUACCUAAAAGUUCUGACACAGUGGGAGCAGUAGUGCUAGCAACUUUGCAUGAAACCUUUGGUGGAUUCUCGGCCUUGAAGCAGCAAAUCGCAGAUACGGAAAACGCAAUGUCGCCGUCGUUUGCAGCUCGUGCCAAGGAGGCAGUCAAAGACAUAGCAAACAAUUUUGUUGACGACUUUAAUCCCAGCCCAAAUGCCAUGCCACAGAGUCUAUGA